UGUCAGUCACAAGUGAAUCUCUGACGAACUACCAUGGCGAAGAGAACGAAGCGCAUACAGCCCGGAGGAAUGGACAGAUACAUUCCUAGCCGCUCGUCGAUGAACAUGGACGUGUCGGCUAUGCAUGUGCAAGGGCACACCCCCACGUCCGAAAAGAAGAUGACGCCAUUCCACCAAGCAAUGACGUACACGAUGUUUGGAGUGCCUGACCUUUCCCUCGUGCCAGUCUACAACCUCACGAGCAAUGCCCUACAUCGAAUGGAAAAAGUUUCCAACGCUAUAUUGCUGCGCCAUGUGGAAUCCGCAAUUGUGACGACAGUGUCGGCUACGCGAAUUAUGGAUGCACCGUUUGUGGAAAACGAUUUCUACUUGAACCUGCUUGAUUGGGGCGAAUUGGAUAUCCUUGCCAUAGCUCUGGGCAAGUCGGUGUACCUUUGGAACCGUCAAACAAAGUCCCACCUCGAGCUCGUGUCGUACCGAAACCAUCUUGUUACAUCAUUGAAGUGGGGAAUGGCGAUGAACCGCCACUUACUCGCCGUGGGGAUUGAGGACGGGACAACCCAAGUUUGGGACACUCACGUCAAGCAAUGCAUAUCGCGAAUGAAUGGUCACGCUGCGCGAGUAGGCAGUAUCGCGUGGAGAGGUGCGAUUCUGACAACCGGGUCGUUAGACAACACGAUUACACAUCACGACCCGCGCAAGCCAAACCAUCAAGUGUCAACGUUACGAUAUCACACUGGAGAAAUUUGUGGCCUCGAUUGGUCUCCCGACGAACGCAUGCUCGUGUCAGGUGGCAGCGACCACAUCGCCUGCAUUUGGUCGAAAGAUUUCUCACGCCUGACACCAUUGCAUGUCAUCGACACCCACAAUGCCGCUGUGAAAGCGCUCCGGUGGAGUCCUUGGGACGUUGGAGUUUUGGCAACAGGUGGUGGCUCCAGUGACAAAUCCGUAAAAUGGUGGCGCAUCACCGAACGCACGUGCAAGCUCCAGCAUUCGUUAGACACAGGGUCCCAAGUAUCUGGCCUCAUUUGGUCACUACCUGAGCUCCACCACCGCAAGCAAUUGUUGUCGUCGCACGGACCUGUUUCGAAUACGAUCAAGCUAUGGGACGUUGCUGGGAUGACCCUGAUAAAGGAAUAUGGUGGCCACGCCCGUCGCAUCCUAAAUAUGACGGCGUCUCCCGACGGUACUACGGUUGCUACGUUGAGCGCCGAUGAGACCCUUCAUUUUUGGCCCGGUUUCGAUAAAACACUGCGAACCAAGAAACGAAGUCGUGACGACUCGUUUGUGCUGACGGAAUUAUUGCGUUGAGUUAUGUCGGCCGCGUCCACGCCACUUCAAAUGUCUUUUCGUUGAAGUAAAACGCUUUGCCAGUGUUUGCGUCCUCAACUUCGACCCAUUGACGCAGUUCCGCAGUGGUGGUAAACUUGACACGCUGGGGUUGCCGUCGAGUGUGUUUUUUUCGUACUUUCGCGGGAGGUUUUCGCUUCCGUUUGAAUUUUGGAGUCGCCAUGGCCCUCUACAAAUACCACGACGAUGUCGGUGUAUGCUACGAUUGCAACAUACCUUUGGCAUCGAUGCAAUCUCCUCCUUCUGCUCCAUGGCCCAUUCCGGAAUCAAUCCAAUGGCUGUCCAUUUGUCACGCGGCCAUGCCUGACAUCUCGCUAGGACUCGAUCGGCAUAUGGUACAGCCUUCAGCCAAUGCGCUACUGCUGGACCAGCCGAUACGUACUCGUGCAGCAUGAUUUGGCAUUGGGCCAAAUGAAACCAGUCCAUGUCAUGUUCCUGAACCGCAUUGACACCAAUGUGAAGAUGACGACACUGUAGAAAAUCACCUACUGCUCGGCGAUGCUCCAGAUGAGCUUCGUCAUGGCGGCGCUUGAUAGUUUGUUGAUACAUGUCCUUUGCGACCAAGAACUCGCUGGCCGCUAGCGCUUUGGCCCCAAAAUACCGCCACACCGCAGCAUCACUGAUCCAAGCCUUCCAUGAC
Aphanomyces invadans is the source of this 1990-nucleotide messenger RNA. RefSeq lists its product as hypothetical. Gene Ontology annotation, cellular component: anaphase-promoting complex. Bases 34 to 1311 code for a protein of 425 amino acids. Lineage: Eukaryota; Oomycota; Saprolegniomycetes; Saprolegniales; Verrucalvaceae. Gene Ontology annotation, biological process: anaphase-promoting complex-dependent catabolic process; positive regulation of anaphase-promoting complex-dependent catabolic process; positive regulation of ubiquitin protein ligase activity. Gene Ontology annotation, molecular function: protein binding; anaphase-promoting complex binding; ubiquitin ligase activator activity. The transcript has a single exon. The record is from RefSeq and is a predicted model, not a curated record.